Molecule: messenger RNA, 807 nt
Organism: Bathycoccus prasinos
Lineage: Eukaryota; Viridiplantae; Chlorophyta; Mamiellophyceae; Mamiellales; Bathycoccaceae
Product: 40S ribosomal protein S18
Exons: 2
Coding region: 1-807 (268 amino acids)
Biological process (GO): translation
Cellular component (GO): small ribosomal subunit; cytosol; ribosome
Molecular function (GO): structural constituent of ribosome; RNA binding
Source: RefSeq, a predicted model, not a curated record
AUGGCUUUGAUUGUCGGCGACGAUUUCCAGCACAUUUUGCGCGUUUUAAACACGAACGUCGAUGGACGCGAGAAGAGAUCCAAAACCUGCGCAUUUGUGUUUGAAUGGACGACGCUGUUUGGAGAAACAAACUCGCGAGUAAAAUCGUUCGCGUCGCGUUCAGAAAGUAUUUCCGCGCGCGAAUGCGUGCUUUUGGAGCGAGUGGCGCGUUCGCGUGGUGUGUUGCGGCGCCGAGAUGGCAACGAAAUUUCCUCGACAUUUCGAGCACCACCAAACACGAAGAGCGAAAAAGGGUCCAGAGAGACCAAUUUUCCUCUCCGUUCCUCGCGUGGCUUUCGAUCACCGAGUUCUCUUUUUCUCUCUCUUUUGCGCUCUCCCUGGUGUUUAUACCGUUUACUAUUGUUACUCACACGCUUGCCUUUCUCACACAUAAAACAGGUCAUGUACUCUCUCACGAAAAUCAAAGGCAUCGGGCGUCGAUUUGCCAACAUCAUCUGCAAGAAGGCGGAAAUCGACAUGGGGAAAAGAGCCGGGGAACUCUCCGCGGCUGAACUCGAAUCGUUGAUGGUUAUCGUCUCCAACCCGAGACAGUUUCGCGUGCCGGAUUGGUUUUUGAACAGAAAGAAGGACGUGAAGGACGGUAAAUAUUCGCAAUUGACGUCGAACCAGUUGGAUACCAAGUUGAGAGACGACAUCGAGAGGUUGAAGAAGAUGAGAAACCACAGAGGUUUGAGACACUACUGGGGGAUCAAGGUGAGAGGCCAACACACGAAGACGACCGGGAGAAGAGGGAAGUUGGGCAAGUAA